AUGAGAUUCUUAGUUAGUUGCAGUGACAGUGGGUCACUGAAAGAGGUUGUUUGUAACCAGAACACCGACACUUCCGUCUUGGCAGCUCCGCAACCAUUGCAUGUAGAAUCGCAUUUAACUCAAGGUUUAAAGAAUGAAAUUGAUCAAAUCUGUGAAAUUGCCGGUGACUGUAUGCUCGUAGGCAGAAGAAAUGGGGCCUUAGAGUUGGUUAAAACUACUAGAGUUCCAAAAACAUACGAAGAAGAGGGUGAAGCAAAGCCUAUUUUCGACAUCACGAAUUUCGAAAUUAUUCACAAAUUAGAUGGUCUUUUGAAUGAUUCCAAACUGGAACCCUUAUUCCAGAAGUCUAAGAGACGGACAAAGCAAAGUGAUUCAUUCAUCGCAAUCUCUAAAUUGCCAAAUUACGACAACGAUUAUCUUGUCAGUACUCGUUCCGGUCUGUUACAUAUAAUUCGAGUUAAAGACAAUAAGGAACUUCAUCUACAAAUAACUCACGAAGUGAAAGCUCCUUUGGAAUUUGCUACUGUUUUUGAUAAUGUGAAAAUAGAAGAUAAAACAAUAAUAGCAUAUGGUGGUGAAGAAAAUCCUAUAAAAUUGAUUGAACUAAACAACACAAACGAGGAACUAAACCAAAUAUGGGAAGCGAAAAACGUUGCUAAUGAUAGACUAGAUAUGAGGGUCCCAGUAUGGCCAACUGGAUUACAGUUUUUGAAUCCACAGCAAAAUCCAAGUGACAAAUCGAAAUUAAACUAUCAAUUUGUGUGCGUAACUCGUUGGGGCCAUCUAGGUGUCUAUGUAACGCAACAUGGCAGAAAACCUCUGCAUUAUAUUGAUCUGCUUCCUAAUAGGGAGCCGUUAACACGACUAGCUAUGGUUGGCAAUUUAACAAAACUAGGUAAUCUAAAUGAAACUGACAUUAACAAUUUCACUUUUGUCACUCCAGAUACGAAGAAAGACAUUUGGAAAUUCAACGAGAAGGGACGCCUAUUAGGUAAAUAUGGUAAAGGAGAUAUUGUCGGUGCAUCUACAUUCGUCACUAUCACAAACAACAAAUAUCUGUUGGCCGGUGGUCUUGACAGAUACUUACGUGUUUACAACGUUACAUCCUGCAAACUCAUUGCGAAGGUUUACGUCAGGUCCAAGGUCAACUUCAUCAAGAUGCUAGAUGAUGAGGAUAUUCUAAUUCCAACGCCUGCUGCCAUUGAUAAGCAGAAAACUAAGAGGAAAAUAUCAGAAGAAACAGAAGACGAUGCAGAAGACCUAUGGGAAAAAUUGGAAACAAGAGCAAAGAAGGUGCAAAAGAACAGAAGCUGA
Kazachstania africana CBS 2517 is the source of this 1314-nucleotide messenger RNA. It is a transcript of the gene NSA1, whose product is annotated as ribosome biosynthesis protein NSA1. Gene Ontology annotation, cellular component: nucleolus; preribosome, large subunit precursor. The transcript has a single exon. The record is from RefSeq and is a predicted model, not a curated record. NCBI's taxonomy places the organism in Eukaryota, Fungi, Ascomycota, Saccharomycetes, Saccharomycetales, Saccharomycetaceae. Gene Ontology annotation, biological process: ribosomal large subunit biogenesis. The coding region runs from base 1 to 1314 and encodes 437 amino acids.